Eptesicus fuscus (big brown bat) is the source of this 1937-nucleotide messenger RNA. It is a transcript of the gene IRF9, whose product is annotated as interferon regulatory factor 9. Gene Ontology annotation, molecular function: protein binding; DNA-binding transcription factor activity, RNA polymerase II-specific; RNA polymerase II cis-regulatory region sequence-specific DNA binding. Bases 397 to 1641 code for a protein of 414 amino acids. Gene Ontology annotation, cellular component: nucleus. Gene Ontology annotation, biological process: immune system process; regulation of transcription by RNA polymerase II. The record is from RefSeq and is a predicted model, not a curated record. The transcript has 9 exons. NCBI's taxonomy places the organism in Eukaryota, Metazoa, Chordata, Mammalia, Chiroptera, Vespertilionidae.
CCGUCAGGGAACAUAGAUGCUUAGGUGGUGCAGAGCUAUCUAGACGCCCUGGGGACAGACGCCCUGGGGACAGACCAGCACACCGCGACCUCCCUGGGGAAGCGGCAGUGUCACAGAAAUGGACAGAAGCAAGGAGUAGCUGAGGGAGGAAGGAGAAUGAGCCUGCGCUCUGAUGGCUCUUCCUGCAUCCGAGAUCUUUAGACGCUGCUCCCCCUGGUGGCCACUCAUUGCCCUGCAACUCAGGCCACGUGAUUUCAGGGAAACGGACCUCCCAGGAGGAGAACUGAAACUUAGGGAGGGGACUGUAGAAACAGGGCGGAGUUACCAGGAAGCUUCCUAGCCUGGAGCUGAGCUGAGGUCAGUUGAGCCCUGGGACAGCCUGCACAGCCGCUCAGGAUGGCAUCAGGCCGGGCACGCUGCACCCGAAAGCUCCGGAACUGGGUGGUGGAGCAAGUGGAGAGCGGACAGUUCCCAGGGGUGUGCUGGGAAGAUGAAGCUAAGACCAUGUUCCGGAUUCCCUGGAAGCAUGCUGGCAAGCAGGACUUCCGGGAGGACCAGGAUGCUGCCUUCUUCAAGGCCUGGGCAAUAUUUAAGGGAAAGUACAAGGAGGGAGACACAGAAGGCCCCGCUAUCUGGAAGACUCGUCUGCGCUGUGCUCUCAACAAGAGCCCUGAAUUUGAGGAGGUUCCUGAGAAUAGCCAUAGGGAUGGGGCUGAGCCCUACAAGGUGUAUCGGCUGCUGCCACCGGGAACCCUCCCUGCUUCAUCAGCACCACAGAAAUCACCCUCAAAGAGACACCACAGCUCGGUGUCCCCUGAGAGGGAGGAGGAUGAGGGCACCGCAAAGAACUGUAUACUCAGUCCUGCCUUGCUUCAGGACCCCCUCAAAAACGAGAAGGUGGAGGCCAAUGGAGCAGCAGGCCAUUCAGACUCUGGGUGCAGCAGCAGCAGCAGCAACAGCAACAGUCCUGAGCCUCAGGAAGGUGCAGGCACAAAUGAGGCCCCUUUCCAAGGAGAUCUGGUGUCUCUGGAGCUUCUGCCCCCUCCAGACUCAGACUACUCCCUGAUGCUCACCUUCAUCUACAAUGGGCACGUGGUGGGUGAGGCCCAGGUGCAGAGCCUGGACUGCCGCCUCGUGGCUGAGCCCUCCAGCUCCCAGUGCAGCAUGGAGCAAGUGGUAUUUCCCAAGCCCGGCCCGCAAGGACCCACCCAACGCCUGCUGAGCCAGCUCGAGAGAGGUGUCCUGGUGGCUAGCAACUCCAGAGGCCUCUUUGUUCAGCGCCUUUGCCCCAUCCGCAUCUCCUACAGCGCGCCCCUGUUCCCACCUGGUCCAGGCCCACAUAUGCUGCCCAGCAACAAGUGUGUGGAGCUCUUCAAAACCGCCCACUUCUGCAGAGACUUGGAGAGGUACUUCCGGGGUCUGGGCCCCCCACCCAAGUUCCAGGUGACACUGAAUUUCUUGGAGGAGGACCCUGACCCCAGCCACACCCCACAGAGUCUUAUCUCAGUUCAGAUGGAGCAGGCCUUUGCUCGGCAUUUACUGGCAGAGUGUCCAGAGGACCAGACAGCCGCUCUGACCCUGGUGCAGAGCCUGGAAAACCUACCUUCCUCCCCUCUGCUCUGUUCUUCCUAUUUUCUCUGAAAGAGACUCAUUCUCCACACUGUGGACCUGCCUCCCUCGGUGAGAAUUUUAGUGGUUGUCUGUGAUGGUUCCGUCCUUCAGCUACUCAUGGUGCCUGGCUGGUUUUUAGCCGUUUUUUGUUUGUUUGUUUUAAUUUUUGAGAUAUACCCUCUUUUAUCUCUGAGGAACUGAACUGGGAAAGUCUAAAUGGUGUGAAUUCAGGGAGACCAUUUCCUCUUCCCCCAACCCUAAAGCCAAGCACUUUAUAUUUUCUUUUUAAAUCUUCACUAAGGAUUUAAAAUAAAGUUUUAUUGAAA